GACGAUUUUGCCCUCUAAAUGGUCAAAACGUCACUAAAACCAAUAUAGACGAUAGACCCCCUUUAACGCAUAGAAUCAGAACUUCCUGGUCGCGCCUUUCCAUUCUUCGCCCUCGCUGCGCAGAUUGCUUCGACAGCUACUAGGUAAUAAUCUUUCGUGUGAGCUUUGAAGCAUAUUGAGGCAAAAAGGAUCAUUGUUCAUCGACAAUGCAGCCAUCAAGAGCUAGGUUAUUUAAGGAAUACAAAGAGGUGCAAAAAGAAAAGGCUGCUGAUCCAGAUAUUCAAUUAGUCUGUGAUGAAUCAAACAUAUUUAAAUGGAAUGCUCUUAUCAAGGGACCCUCGGAGACGCCUUACGAAGGUGGUGUCUUUCAGCUUGCAUUUUCUGUUCCUGAGCAAUAUCCUUUGCAACCUCCCCAAGUGCGGUUCUUGACCAAAAUUUUUCAUCCAAAUGUGCAUUUUAAGACGGGAGAGAUCUGCCUUGAUAUUUUGAAGAAUGCAUGGAGCCCAGCUUGGACUCUUCAAUCUGUUUGUAGGGCCAUUAUUGCAUUGAUGGCCCACCCAGAAGCCGAUAGCCCACUAAAUUGUGAUUCAGGGAACCUCUUACGCUCUGGUGAUAUACGGGGUUACCAGGCCAUGGCAAGAAUGUACACUAGACUCGCUGCCAUGCCAAAGAAAGGGUGAAUUGGGUGUUCAAUCGUUAAUGUUCUAAAUGGAUAGAUGUGGAAUGAAUUUGUUCUGUAAAUUCCGGAAAGAAAUUCAAAGAUGUUGAACUUGUUGCCGUGCUUUGAUUGCUAGAACUGCUUAUAGUAUGCUGAUCUGUAAGCCUGACCUUCUAAUUUCUCAUGUGUUUUGUUAAUGAUGUAUUAAUGCUGUACAACAAAUCACUAUUUUACGCUACAUUUCCCGAUUUUCGAAUAAUCUUGGUCACCAUUCCAGUUUUGGAU
Molecule: messenger RNA, 943 nt
Organism: Tripterygium wilfordii
Lineage: Eukaryota; Viridiplantae; Streptophyta; Magnoliopsida; Celastrales; Celastraceae
Product: protein PEROXIN-4
Exons: 6
Coding region: 207-680 (157 amino acids)
Source: RefSeq, a predicted model, not a curated record